CAAAAACAGUUCUACCCCCUAAGGUGUUAAUAGCUGUAGAGGAAGCAUGUUUCAAUUAGUCUUGGUAGGGCUCUUGUGGUUUAUCAAUGUGCGUACUCAACUAUUCAACCCUCUAUUUCCCCAGUCCCCUCGGUGUACAGUAGCUCUGACCUAGCAGAGCUAAGACCACCAGGGAUACACCCUACUGUCACUCAAGGUAGAUGUUAUGAUCUCACAGUGUCCAUGGUGAUUUUAUUUCUGGAGGUUGCUGUCAUGUUAACGUCAGACUAAAGGGGGAAGGUCCUAUUUGUAUGGCAGGAAUUGUUGAAAAAUCCUUUUCAGAGUUGUCUUUGAUGAGAAUGCAUAUAUACUGACUAUGCUGAGCUGUAUGUGCAGGGUUUCUUAUUUGGACUAAAAACGACAAGUUAUUCUAGAGGAUGUGUAUAUGGACACUGAAAUGUUAUGUCAGAAUUGUAUUCAAACUAACAGGAUGUCUGAGUUGGAGCCAGUGGGAAUGGGGCUCCGUGUUACAGUGUCCCCCAUUCAAACAGCCUUCUACAUCCUCCUGGUGACGUUGGGCAUUAUGGGAAACACCUUUGUGAUUGCUGUGAUUGGCAGGAGUCUUUUCACAGACCCUGGCGGAGGUCGUAACUCAGACAUCAUCUUGAUAAACAUGGCUCUGUCCAACCUGCUGGUGUCAAUAUUAAGGAACUCUCUGCUGGUCAUCUCAGACCUGGGACUGGAGCUAUACUCCUCCAAAAUAUUUUGUCAACUCCUCAUGGGGGUGUGGGUGUGGCUUCGAUCGGCCAACGUGUGGUCCACACUGUACCUCAGCGCCUUCCACUUCCAGACCCUACGUCGCCUGGCUCCUUCCGCAGGACACAUCGGUCUGCAGCGCGGAGCUCCCAAAUCCUUACUGCUGAGUCUGAGUCUUAUCUGGUUCCUCAGCUACAUCUACUCCAUCCCUGCUCAUGUGUUCUCCACCAGGGGAAACCAGAACAGCACAGAGACACUGAUGAUGGUAAGCAGCACCACACGCCCUCUGCUGGGCUGUGUGUGGAACUUCCCCUCUGCUUAUAGUGGGCUGGCCUAUGCCACCACCUCCAUGGUGAUCCAUGAGAUUGUGCCUAUCAUUCUCAUGGCCAUCACCAACCUGGGCUCCCUCUACACGCUCUACUCCCAUGUCAGGACACGCAAGUCCUCCAAUCAAGCCCAGAUUGCCCCCAUCAUCAAGAGGGUGCCGGCUGAGAAGAGAGCCGCCAAGGUGAUUCUAGCUUUGAUCAUGCUCUUCAUUGUAUCCUGGGGGACAAGCAUCAUCUCAGUCAACUACUUCAACUACAACCGUGGCUCAUCCGCUGACUUCCUGUUGGUCCUAGCUCGCUUCGCUAACAUCAUCUUCAUUGCCUUGUCACCCAUGGUGUUGGCUGUAGGUCAUCGGGGACUACGAUCAUUCAUCAAGUCUGUGCUGACUCACUGACAGAUCCUACACUACAGCAUUCUGUCUUUCUCUAUACACUGUCAGAUGAUAAAAUUGAAUUAGUUCUGAGAUUUUCGCCCUCUAUCAAAAUGUUUUGUGUUGAUUCCGGUCUCUGCAACAAAACCCAUUUACUUGUGUUUUUCUGCAGCACACAUUUCUGUUUUGAAGAUAAGCUGACCAAGUUCGAUGUUGUCAAAUUAUCUAACAAAUAAAUGUGAACUGUCUUAUUACUUGUAAAGAUGAUUUAAUUUUAACAUUUCUUCAACUGAGACAAUGUAUGUAGCCCAUAUACCUUUAAAAAUGUUCAAUCCCAAAUGUUCUUUUUGUAUUUAUUGUAUCAAUGAGGGAGUUAACAUCUUGCGUAACUAGUCUAGUAGCAGGUUAAAAACGUGUUGAGGUAGAAUUAUCAGGGGCCCCUUUGACACUGACAACCCUGUGCACAAGACAGUUACUAAUUUCUGACUCAAUUCAUUUCCAUUCCCUUUAUUUAUCCAAAGGAAAUGCAAGUCUUCAGGUAAUACCAUUUAUACAAUUACAGAACAAGUAAAAAGUAAAAGUACUUACUGUAAGUCGCUCUGGAUAAGCGCGUCUGCUAAAUGACUAAAUGUAAAAUACAGAGGUACCACAUAUAAUACACACAAUAGUAGCAAUUGAAUAUCAGAAUAAUUGAAGCUACUCGAUCCACCUCGGAUUAUUUAACAGAAUGAAUGUAGGUUACAAUAUCUGACACACUUUUUUGAAAAUUGUAAAUCUGUCCCCCCUAUGUUUUACCAAUGAAAAUUAUAUUUAAAGGACGCAUUUCUCAAUUAUUAAAAAAAUACUGUCUCACCUAUAUCUGAAACCAAACCUAUGCCUCUGAUAAAGACUAAAUAAAUACAUGUAAGAUAAUAUUGUUUAUUACUUUCUGAACUCUAGAACACAAUUCCUGUAUGAAAUCCAAAAUCUAACUUAUUGCUUGACAUUGCCAGUUGAUAGUCAUGUCUAUUCAUGUCAUGUUCAUGUCAAUUGUAAAUUUGAAAUAGUGAAAAUUACUGUUAUGGUCACAGGGAAUUUAAUGUGUUGUAGAACAUUAAGUCAGGUCAGUUUAUAACCCUGUGUCAUGUU
Molecule: messenger RNA, 2560 nt
Organism: Hypomesus transpacificus
Lineage: Eukaryota; Metazoa; Chordata; Actinopteri; Osmeriformes; Osmeridae
Product: olfactory receptor class A-like protein 4
Exons: 4
Coding region: 425-1456 (343 amino acids)
Biological process (GO): G protein-coupled receptor signaling pathway
Cellular component (GO): membrane
Molecular function (GO): G protein-coupled receptor activity
Source: RefSeq, a predicted model, not a curated record